UCCCGUCGUGGACUCGGGAUAAAAAGUUUGAGGUGGCGUCUGGAGUGAAGUUUGGCGAGUUGGAGGGAGAUGGAGGAAACCCUGCUUAACGAUUUACCGCGAGAGAGACACACAGAGAAUAUGACCGACACAGAAGUGCAAGGCUCUCCUCCGUCAGCAGCGGCGACCGAGCAGACUUCGCCGGAGAGAAAAGUGAUUGCUACUCUGGUGCAAGGAACUGUGAAAUGGUUCAAUGUGCGUAACGGGUAUGGCUUUAUUAACAGAAAUGACACCAAAGAGGAUGUGUUUGUCCACCAGACUGCCAUUAAGAAAAACAACCCCAGAAAGUUCCUCAGGAGCGUUGGGGAUGGAGAGAUUGUGGAGUUUGAUGUUGUUGAGGCAGCCAAAGGCUCAGAAGCUGCCAAUGUGACUGGUCCAGGUGGAGUACCUGUCAAAGGAAGCCGCUAUGCCCCCAACAAGCGUAGGUUCCGUAGACGCUUCGUCCCGCGAAUUACGCAGCCUGCCCCGGGCGAGGGAAAGACUGGGGACACAGCAGUUCCCUCUUCUGAGGGAGAAGGUGGUGGAGAAAACGGAGCCACCCAGCCGGGGGCACGGCAUCGCCGCCCACUCAGACCGGUUACACAACAAGGCGAGGGAGACUCAGGAGAGCCAAAGAACGAGGUAGUGGAUGGUGUCCAGCAGAGGCCUCCACCACGUAGGUUCAGACCUAGAUACCGCAGGCCUUUCCGUCCACGUCCACCCCCUGGAGAGGGUCAGCAAGAUGAGAGCCAGAAGGAAGCUCCUAAAGAGGCCCAGAGCAAUGGGGAGCAGAUCGAUGGGCAGGGCCAGAAACCUCGCCGGCAGUUCAGCCGCCGCAGGCAAAGGAACUCUGACUCCACUACCUCUAAAGAUGGUGCAGAUAAGCCUGAAACAGCGGAGCCUCCUUCCGCUUCUCAGUCUUCUAAGCCAGCUGAUGACACAACCUCCCCAAAAGGCUCUCCCAAGCAGUCCCAGAAACCAGCUUCUCCAAAAUCGGCUGAGGUGCCUGCUGCCCCUGUGGAAUGACUUCUGUGAUCUGGAAGGAAUCUUCUGACCCCGGGAAGAGGUCCCCGGGUGGGUUAGCUGGGGUGGUUGGACCUCACCUGUCUCGAACACAGAACCGAUGUGCACACAACUUUUUCCUACCCCCAAUCCUCUUCUCUGUACCCUUUAGUCUGGACCCUUCAUUUGUGCAAGAUGGCAGGAUGGAGAAAGGGAGGGGAAGGAGGGGUGAUUAAUAACUUUUGGACUUUAAAAUCUUUAGGGGAUCACAAAAAAUGUAUAGACUUGCUCAAAAUGCCCAGCAUAUUUGCGUCAUCUCCCCUGUAGCUCGGUGAUAUGGGUGUGAGCAGUUGAAAUGAGAACCAGUUUGGCCCUUUAAGUUUGACGAUCGGUGGUGGGGGGGGGGAUAUAUGAAAGUGUAAGAGGGGUACUGUGUGACUCCACUUCCCUUUUCAGUGACCAGAUGAGAAUUACUACAGGCAUUCAUAAAAUACAAACUGGUUGAUUAUAAUUUUUUCCCCCCCUUUUGUUUGGUGUUAUGUGUUUUUCUUUGGAGGGGAUUAUGUGCAAUGUCAAAGUGAAAUAUCUAUUAAAAAAAGUUUGCAAAACA
Molecule: messenger RNA, 1630 nt
Organism: Pygocentrus nattereri (red-bellied piranha)
Lineage: Eukaryota; Metazoa; Chordata; Actinopteri; Characiformes; Serrasalmidae
Product: Y-box-binding protein 2-A-like
Exons: 10
Coding region: 70-1044 (324 amino acids)
Biological process (GO): regulation of gene expression
Cellular component (GO): nucleus
Molecular function (GO): nucleic acid binding
Source: RefSeq, a predicted model, not a curated record